Messenger RNA from Prunus persica (peach), 5331 nucleotides. Its product is annotated as putative disease resistance RPP13-like protein 1. The transcript has 4 exons. Bases 73 to 3990 code for a protein of 1305 amino acids. The record is from RefSeq and is a predicted model, not a curated record. Lineage: Eukaryota; Viridiplantae; Streptophyta; Magnoliopsida; Rosales; Rosaceae. Gene Ontology annotation, molecular function: ADP binding. Gene Ontology annotation, biological process: defense response to other organism.
GCUUUCAUACUGCCUUACCUGUAUUUCCAAGUUACUUUCAUCCAAUUCCCUUCCAAAGAAAAGAAGAGAAAAAUGGCUGGAGCUUUGAUUGGAGAGGCCUUAAUUUCUGCUUCCAUCCAGGUGAUUUGUGACAGAAUUGCUUCACCCGACUUCAUCGACUUAUUUCGGCACAAGAAACUCGAUCAACCUCUCCUCAUGAAACUAAAGAGGACCCUGUUGACCUUGAACGCAGUCCUCGAUGAUGCAGAGGAGAAGCAAAUUGAGAAACCAGCUGUGAGAGAUUGGCUUGACGACCUCAAACAUGCAGUCUUUGAUGCUGAGGACUUGCUGGAUGAGAUCAACUAUGAAGCUUUGCGAUGCAAGCUAGAAGGUGAAGCUCAAACAGCGGACAAAUUAACCAACAAGGUUCGGAACCUCCUCUCUACUUCUCGUAAUAAGUUUUAUCAAAGCAUGAAUGCUAAGAUACAAGAGUUGUUACAAAGAUUAGAACAUUUUGUACAACUGAAAGGUGCUCUUGAUCUGAGAGAAGAUGUUGGGAGAAAGGUUUCACAAAGAACUCCAACAACUUCCUUGGUUCAUGAACCUUGUGUAUAUGGGAGAGAUGAAGCCAAACAAAAUUUAUUAGAAGUGUUAUUCGAUGAUGCAAGCGAGGAAAAUGUGUCUGUCAUCCCCAUUGUUGGAAUGGGUGGGGUUGGCAAGACAACCCUUGCUCGAAUGCUUUACAAUGACAAUAAGGUGAAAGAGCAUUUUACCCUUAAGGCUUGGGCUUGUGUUUCAGAAGAUUAUGAUGCUAUCAGGGUAACUAAAACUCUUCUCCAGUCGGUGACUUUAGAACCUUGUAAUAAGACAGAUCUGAAGCAAAUUACUCUUCUCGAGUCAGUGACUUCAGAACCUUGUAAUAAGACAGAUCUGAAUCAAAUUACUCUUCUGACAGAUCUGAAUUUGCUUCAAGUUAAGCUAAGUGAAGAACUGAGUGGGAAGAAAUUUUUGUUUGUAUUGGAUGACUUUUGGAAUGAGAAAUAUACUGAUUGGAACUACCUCCAAACUCCUUUUACUUCAGGGGCAAGGGGAAGUAAAGUCCUCGUAACAACACGGAACAAAAAUAUAGCAUCUUUCAUGCAAAAUGUUCCUAUUCACACCUUGAAACCAUUGUCGCAUGAAGAUUGCUGGUUCUUACUUGCAAAACAUGCAAAUGUAAACUCUAGUUCUGAUCCAAGCUUGGAAGAAAUCGGCAAGAAAAUUGCACGCAAGUGCAAUGGGUUGCCUUUAGCUGCGCAAACACUUGGCGGUGUGUUACGUUCGAGGCCAGACUCUGAGGUAUGGAACAGAGUACUAAACAGCAGCAUUUGGGACUUACCUUACGAGAAAAGUGACAUUCUUCCCGCUCUAGGAUUGAGUUAUCAUUAUCUUCCAGCUAAGUUAAAGCGAUGCUUUAUUUAUUGUUCAAUUUUUCCAAAAGACUAUGAAUUCAAGGUAGAAAAUGUUGUUUUUCUUUGGAUGGCGGAAGGUUUAAUUCCCCAAGCGGAGAAUGGGGACAGCAUGGAAGAAGUGGCUAAGGAAUAUUUUGAUGAACUGUUAUCCCGAUCAUUGUUUCAAACGUCAGGGAAUUCAAGUUUCGUCAUGCAUGAUCUCAUCAAUGACUUGGCGGUGUUCAUGUCUAAAGGAUUUUGCUCCAGGUGGGAAGGGAAGGAAUCACAUGAAGUAGAAAGAGUUCGCCAUUUGUCUUAUAGCAGGGAAGAAUUAGAUGUUGCUGUUAAAUUUGAGCCAUUAAAAGGGGCUAAGUGUUUGCGUACCUUUCUAUCUCUCUCUUUAAAACCAUAUUUUAGGUAUGUUGACAGUUAUUAUGUAAGUAAAAAGGUUCUGCAUAAUUUGUUGCCAUCACUAACAUGUUUACGGGUGUUGUCGUUGUCCUGUUAUAAGAAUGUCACUGAGUUACCUGAUUCCAUUAAAAAGCUCAUUCACUUGCGCUAUUUGGAUCUCUCCGAUACUGCAAUUGAAACGUUACCCAGUGUACUUUGCAGCCUCUACAAUUUGCAGACAUUAUUAUUGUCAAAUUGUUCUCGUCUCGUUGAAUUACCGGCAGACCUGAGAAAAUUGAUAAAUUUACAGAAAUUAAUGUUGGGAGGUUGUAAGUCUCUUACUAAAUUGCCUGUAGACAUGUGUGAAUUAAUUAAUUUGCAUCAUCUUGACUUCAGUGGAACUAAAAUUGUAGAGAUGCCAAGGCAAAUGAGUACAUUGAAAAGCUUGAGAACAUUGUCCGCUUUUAUUGUGGGCAAAUCUACUGGGUUGACUAUUGGAGAAUUGGGGGAGCUUCCACAUCUUGGAGGAAAACUUUCAAUUUUGCAGCUACGAAAUAUAGUUGAUACUAGGGAUGCCUUGCAAGCAAAUUUGAAGGAUAAGAAAGAUCUCAAAGAGUUAGAGUUGGAAUGGGGUGGUGAGGAUGCGGAUGAUUCCCAAAAGGAGAAAGAUGUACUUGAGAAGCUCCAGCCUUGUGUGAAUCUGGAGAAACUAACCAUCAGUGGGUAUGGUGGAAAAGAUUUCCCGAAUUGGCUAGGCGGCUCGUCCUUGUCCAACAUACAAGUCAUGUGUAUUAGUGAUUGUAGUAAUUGUUCGUCGCUGCCACCGGUUGGGCGGCUACCUACCCUCAAAGAGCUCUACAUAACAAAAAUGAAACUUGUUAAGAAGAUUGGUGUUGAGUUUUAUGGCAGCACUGGAUCUUCUGUAAUUCAGCCAUUUAAAUCACUGGAGAGGCUGGAGUUUUGUAACAUGGCAGAGUGGGAGGAAUGGGUACCAAGUGGAAGUGGAGGUGUAGACUUUCCUUGUCUCCAGGAGCUCAUACUACGGCAUUGUCCAAAGCUGAGAGGAAGCUUGACUUGUGAUCUGCCUCGCUUGAAGAAGCUUACAGUGGAAGGGUGUGGGGUUUUACAUGAUCAAAGGGCCACUACUGCUACUAGUGUUAAAAUGGAUUACAAAUCUCUUGAAGAAUUGAUGAUAGGAGGAGGAAUUUUUGAAACUGAACAAACACUUGGCGGUGUGUUAUCAUUACUAGAGACAAAGCUCCUGUCCAAACUUGAGAUUUGGAGUUUAAAUGACAUACAGUGCUUGCCCAACAUCAAUCGUCUUCAAAGUUUGAGUCUAAUUAAUUGUCCAACCCUGUCGUCGUUCCCUGAAGAUGGGCUACCCACUACGUUGACAUCACUUGUGAUAGACUUUUGUAGUAGAUUAGAAUUACCUCAUGAGUUGUUGGCCAAAUUAACAUCGCUCUGGCAUUUGACGAUAUUCCGUAGCUGUGAUUCAAUGAGGUCCUUCCCGCUGGGCAUUUUUCCCAAAUUGACGUCGCUUUUCUUUAGCGAGUGUGAGAAUCUGGAAUCCCUUUCCUUGAUUGAAGAAGAAGGAGUUGAUGAGAAUCUCAGUCGUCUCGCUAUCUCACACUGUCCAAAUCUGGUUUGUUUUCCCUGGGGAGGAUUGCCCGCUCCCAACCUGACUUCAUUGGAAUUCAUCAAUUGCAAGAAGUUGAAGUCAUUACCUGAACGCAUUCACACCCUCACACGCCUUCGAUAUUUGAAAAUAGGGGAUCUUCCAAAUCUGGAGUCAAUUGCAGAAGAUGGGGGUUUGCCUCGCAACCUCCAAUAUUUUACCAUUGAGAACUGUGAGAGACUGAGGGCUUCAUCAGUGGCAGAGUACUGGGGUUUGCAAGGACUUGUCUCCCUUGAAAAAUUUGGAAUUGGUGGCAGGGGAAGUGACGAAAUCUUGGAGACGUUGCUCAAGCAACAGCUGCUCCCUAAAACUCUUCAACGCCUCGAGAUCAGUCAACUUUCAAGUCUGAAAUCUUUGGACUCAAAGGGACUUAAUGACCUCACUUCUCUUUCUUUUCUGAGCAUCUCUAAUUGUUCUGCCCUGGAAAAAAGGUAUAAGAAGAAGACAGGAAAAGCUUGGGCUGACAUAUCUCACAUUCCAUGCAUCAAGAUAGGCAAAGAAGUGAUCAUAUGAUAUGAGCUCUCUCUCUCACACACAUUCCUUGCAUCCGAUGUUUCACUCUCAACUCUCAAAUCAAACUCAGCCUUUUGCAGGACAGCAUACCUUCUCGUAGAGAGCUUUUCAUUUGCAAGGUUUCUUUGCGUGCCAUUUCCAGAUGAGGGGUUUGCCAUUGUUUAUAGCCUUACAGUUGUUACGACGAGGAGAAACAGAGAGGCUCGCCUGGAAUAUCUCAAUUUGACGCAUUUCUGCAUACAGGCAUCGAAUGUACAACAUUUUUAGAAGCCUACUUUUGACAUAGGUGGCAUGGCACAAACUUGCAUCCUUACUUCCGUCCCCAUUGGCAUAGGUGGCUUUCUCAUCUUCUUCAUUCUGUUACCAGCUUGAAGCGUGUGUAGAUAUGCUUUGCUCUUGUAGUUCUGAUCACAAAAAUCGGUUCACAAAUGGAAAGUUACAAUUAGAUCCAUUAGCAGAAGAUCUGGAGGGGAAGUGACAAUAUCUUGGAGACGUUGCUCAAGCAACAGCUGCUUCCUACCACUCUUCACACUCAACGCAUCAACGAAAUUACAAGUCUGAAAUCUUUGAACAGAAAGGGAAACCUCACUUCUCUCCAACACCUACGAAUGGAAAGCUGUCCUACUCUCGAAUUUCUGCAACUUCAACACCUCACUUCUCUUCAAAGGAUUUAUAUUAGUUGGUGUGACAAUCUCCAAUUCAUGCUAAAAGAGGGUUUGCAGCCAUCUCUUUCUUUACUUCUGAUCUACAAAUGUUCUGGCCUAGAGAAAAGGUAUGAUAAUAAGACGGGAAAAGAUUGGGUUAACAUAUCUCAAAUUCCUUACAGCUGAAACUUGAUAGUUGAAGGUGUUGAUAGUCCCAGUCCAGUACAGACAUACCCAGUCUAGCCCGGAUCAGAAGCAUCUAUCCAGGCAGAAAUGGAAGUCCAGCCCUCCUUUUGUCUUUUUUAGAGUUGGCUUUCCUUUUUGAGCUUUGUAAAAGGUAGUUCUGCCUAAAACAGUUCACUUUCUUAUAAUUUAUUUUGGCCAGAGCUACCAGUUUUGUACUGUGAAAAAACGUGAAGUCCUCACUCGUCUGAGGCAAGAAAAGAACUUACUUGAGAGAUAUUCCUCACCCAAAUUCACAAUCGCUUGUAACUUGGGGCGCAAGUUAUCUAUUUUUAAGAAGUCUAUUAGGAUUUUCAUUGUUGGUAGUGGCACGCUUGCACACUAAAGAAAGUUGACUUAUUAAUCAGUCAAUAAUUUUCGAGAUAAUAGGGAACUUUACCAUACCAUCGCAUGAACAAAUGUAAAACGGAUGAACAUUUAGUUGAUUUGAUUUAAUUGCUUUCUUCAAUUUGAA